UUAAAAGCAAAACAAAAAAUUCAAAAAAAAAAAUCGCCUGAAAUUGCAAUAUUUGUAUAAAAGGCAGCCACAACAGUUUGCACGCAGAUAAUUUCAUUUUAAUAUUCAUUGCAAACACACACGCAAACUGCACACAGCUCGCGCGGUUAACGGCAACCACGACAAUUGGCAACAACACACUAGUGACAGUUUUCAAUAAAUAUUAGUACUAAGUACUUACGUUUUUUUAAUUUAUUUUUUUUUUUUUAGUGAAAAUUGCGACCAUUAAGAUAACGAAAGAAUCAAAAGGGCAUUUGCAACAAGUGAAAAAGUACAAAUUAAUAAAAAUUAAUUUUUGCAACAAAAUCACAAAGUGAUAAUAUACAAACUAAUACAACAGUUUUCAGCUAGCUUAUCAAGCAAUUUAUUUAACGUGUGCAUUUCAUAUAAAAGAAAAAAAGCAUCAAUAAUGAGCAUAAGCUUCGCACGCCAACUGUCGGAAAUGAGCGCCAGCGAACUAAAUGACGCCAUUGACGACACCAAUUUCCCGCAGGCGCAUAUCCUGUCACGUGGCCGCAACAACAGCGUCUGCUCGACCAGUUCGGCUUCCGGCAUAACACCGCUAAUGGAUCGUGCACUCUCGCAAACAGAUGAAGUGGUCGGCACCACGACCGUGGCCAAUGCCGUUGCCACACCCGCCACACCGAAUGGUGGCAAUGUUGUUGGUGGUGGCGUUGUUGCUGAUUUGAGUAAUUCUGUAACGAAGGAUGCAAUGAUAACAACGCCACCUGUGUCCUUUACGCGCCCAAAGCUAAUGCUUAAGACAAAUGGCAUUAUACCAGAGCACGAGGCGGACGCACCGAUGACGCCAAAAACGCCGCGCACAUCAACUACACCAGGCCAUGAACAUUGCACAUUCCAUCACGAUCUCGAGCUGGAUCACAAACCACCUACACGCGAGGCGUUACUACCCGAAUUGUCGCGUUCAUAUCGUCUAUUGCUGAGCGGGCUUGGUGAGAAUCCCGAACGACAGGGCUUGCUGAAGACACCCGAACGCGCCGCAAAGGCUAUGCUAUUCUUUACAAAGGGUUACGAUCAAAAUUUGGAAGACGUUCUCAAUGGCGCUGUCUUCGAUGAGGAUCACGAUGAAAUGGUCGUAGUAAAGGAUAUCGAAAUGUUUUCCAUGUGUGAGCAUCACAUGGUGCCGUUCUAUGGAAAAGUUUCUAUUGGCUAUUUGCCUUGCAAUAAGAUUUUGGGACUCAGCAAGUUGGCAAGAAUUGUGGAGAUCUUUUCACGUCGUCUACAAGUGCAAGAACGUUUGACAAAGCAAAUCGCCGUUGCUGUCACCCAGGCUGUGCAACCAGCUGGUGUUGCUGUCAUCAUUGAGGGAGUUCACAUGUGUAUGGUGAUGCGUGGUGUGCAGAAGAUCAAUAGCAAAACUGUCACCUCGACAAUGUUGGGUGUUUUCCGCGAUGAUCCUAAAACCAGAGAGGAGUUCUUAAAUCUUGUGACCAGCAAAUAAACGCACCUUUGAAAUUGAAUGAACUUGCUGAAAUUUAUUCCAGUGAAUGCAUAUAGAAGGAAAUUUUUUAAUGAAUGCUGCUUAUAUUUACAUAUACAUAUAAUAUUUUAAAACGUAUACACAUACCUAGAUUUAAGAUGCUGUUUGCAAAUAAAGAUAUAUGUUUCAAUAUAUAUACAUAAAUACAUACGUAAAUGGAAAGUAUAUAGAAAACUUUAACACACUAUAAAAAAGCCAGAGAGAGAAUUGUAUUGUACUUAAGCGAGGAACACCAAAAUCAUUCAAAACGUGUAUGAGUAAAUAUUUUCUGACAACAUAGAAAAAUAUUAAAAAUAUAACUUAAUAUCUUAAAGGAGAAUAGGGAAUUUUAAAAAUAAACUGUGAGAAGUAAAAUUACGAAAUAUUUAAUGAGAGUAAAUGAAAAGGUAGAAAGAAGCAAAUCAAAAUUAGCAUAAUAAAAAUAAUAGCAAACUGAUUUCAUUAAAACUAAAACUAAAAAAGCAACGAAACUUAGCCAAUAUACAAAUUAUAUAUGUAUGUACAUAAUUUUGUAUUAAAAAUUAGAAACUAUAAAUUUUUGACAAUGUGCGCUAAAUAUAAAAUAUUUUAAACAUUGCGUAGUUUACAUUAUUUUGAUUUAAUGGUUUUCCGCACGCAAAAAGCCUUUGAAAAGCUAAUUUAAAUAUACAUAAAUAUUAAUAAAUAUUAUUUUGUACAAAACUACACCACGGUUUGGAGAGAAACAGGAGGAACAACUUUAAGAAUAAUCGACUUGCCAUUAAUGAUUUACACCGAUUGUUAAGCAAAUAAAAAAGGCUUGUUUAAAUAAUAACGAAACAACAACAAUAAAUGCAAUCGGAUAUUUUCCAAAAAAAUUUUCCUAAAUAAAUACAAUAAUAUUAUUGUUAAUACUAACUAUUAUACAUAUGUAUGUAUACAUAGUGAAAACGAAACUGAAGGCAUAACGUUCAAAGAUUGAUCAAAAUAUCUUUGGCUGCUGCAAAUCGUUUAGGGAAUUUACACAAUCAAACGAGUUUACAAAUAAAAAUCGGAUAUUAUAUUUACAAAACAAUAUAUAUAAUUAUUAAAAACGAAAGAAAUGUGUAUUUAUAAUAAUAAUGCAUUACAAAUAUUUUUAAAGUAAAAAUACAUAAAACCUUGGCUUUUUGACAUGCAAUUGUCUAGAAAAAAAUGGCGCCAAAUAAAAACGUUAACAAUUUACGUUAAUGCAAACGUACAUACAUGCAUCCAUACUUCGAGAAAUUCGUAUGAUAUAUUUGUUGUUGUUCAUUGUUGUCAUUAUAAGUAUAAAAAAAUUAUAUAUACAUACAUACAGAUGUUCUAUACUAUGUUAAUUCUCGAGAUAUUUAAAAGUGAAAUAUAAAUAAAUUGUUAUAGAAGCAAGUGUAAA
Molecule: messenger RNA, 2912 nt
Organism: Bactrocera neohumeralis
Lineage: Eukaryota; Metazoa; Arthropoda; Insecta; Diptera; Tephritidae
Gene: Pu
Product: GTP cyclohydrolase 1
Exons: 5
Coding region: 449-1501 (350 amino acids)
Biological process (GO): tetrahydrofolate biosynthetic process; tetrahydrobiopterin biosynthetic process
Cellular component (GO): cytoplasm
Molecular function (GO): GTP binding; zinc ion binding; GTP cyclohydrolase I activity
Source: RefSeq, a predicted model, not a curated record